AUGAAACUUGAAAAAGGAGCAGAUCUAAAAAAUGGGGCACUUGUUGUCUAUGAGUCACAACCUUCAAAUGCAAUACCUUAUGUGUGCUAUGUUACACUCCCAGGCGGGAGCUGUUUUGGAAGUUUUCAGAAUUGCACAACAAAAGCAGAAGCACGAAGAAGUGCUGCAAAAAUUGCAUUGAUGAAUUCUGUUUUUAAUGAACAUCCAUCACGAAAAAUUUCUGAUGAAUUUGUGGAAAAGGCAGUUGGAGAUGCCCUGGCUGCAUUUAAGGGCAACAAAGAAGAUGCUGAUAAUCCAAACACUGGCAUUGGAGCAUUUAAGUUCAUGUUGGAAGCCAACAAAGGUCGAACAAUGCUCGAAUUCCAAGAACUGAUGACUGUUUUUCAGCUGCUGCACUGGAACGGCAGCCUGAAAGCUAUGCGUGAACGCAACUGUUCCCGCCAGGAAGUUCUCGCUCACUAUUCGCACCGUGCGCUGGAUGAUGACAUGCGUUCUCAGAUGGCUCUUGAUUGGAUCACUCGUGAACAGGAGGCAACAGGGACCAUUGCUCACGAACUCGAGGUGGCCGAACAGGAAUUAGAGAGUGCACGACUUGCUGGGAGGGAGCUGCGUUUCCCCAAGGAAAAGAGAGACAUUUUGGUGUUGGCACUUAGUCAAAUUGGGCCUUCAGAAAGCAUGGCAUAG
Molecule: messenger RNA, 684 nt
Organism: Acanthosepion pharaonis
Lineage: Eukaryota; Metazoa; Mollusca; Cephalopoda; Sepiida; Sepiidae
Source: the annotation of a GenBank genome assembly